Lates calcarifer (barramundi perch) is the source of this 2194-nucleotide messenger RNA. RefSeq lists its product as uncharacterized. The transcript is spliced from 9 exons. The record is from RefSeq and is a predicted model, not a curated record. The coding region runs from base 154 to 1563 and encodes 469 amino acids. NCBI's taxonomy places the organism in Eukaryota, Metazoa, Chordata, Actinopteri, Centropomidae.
AGUGAGAACAUGAUUUAAGUUGGUAUCUACCUCUCGUCCAUGUGUCACUGUGCCAAAAUUCAAACAUCUUCCCGCCACUGAGAGCUGCUGUGUUGUUUACAACCAUCGAACAUAAAGAAGAAAACAGUUCAGCUGUAAAGAAGAAGACAAAACAUGUCAGAGUUUUCAGAGAAAGAGUGGAAAAAAGCUCUGACUUCCAUCCUCGAGGAGCUGGAUGAUCCUCAGUACAAAAAGAUGCUGGAAUAUCUGGAAAGAAUCCCCAAAGGACAGAAAAUGGAGGGGUCCAAAGAAAAGAUGCCCAAAACGAUCAUUGAGUACUAUGGAUUCUCUGAGUCCGUUUCGGAGAUCAAUGAUGCAAUGAAUCAGGUCCCAAGGAGGGACUGUGCAGUCCAGGACCUGCUGUCCCCCUUUGUGAACAAACUGAGGGAAGAAAAUGAAAAACAGAGCAAAGGGAAGAAGAGGAAACAUGAAAGUGACUCAGAGUUAAAGGACAAGAAUCAAAAGCCUGCAGCUGGGUUUAAGAAGAACAAUGUCAAAAGUGACUCAGAAUCUUCAGAUGAAGAGGAAGACUCUGCUGCUGAUCAACACAAGAACUGCAAACCUGUCGAGGAGAGAAAGAAUCAAACCUGGAGAAAAACCAUCAAUGAUCUAAACACUGGUGGCGACCUCGGCCAAAAAGCCAUAACUGUAAGAGUUGUGCAGAAAUCUGUUCUGCGCUCAUAUCAAACACAAGAGAAGGUGGAAAAGCUCUUCUUUUACCUGGUAGUUGCUGAUGAGACAGGCAGCAUUAAAAUGAUGGUGUAUGGAAAAGAGCACUAUCAAAAAAUCAUAGAAAACCACUCCUAUUUGUUUAAAAAUGUAAUUCUGGAAAAGAGUGGUUACUUUCAUGAGAAAAUGAUCAAAGUGAUCGAAUACAGCACAGUGUCAAGGAUGAGCGAUGUUGAUGUUCCAGAAGAGAUGAAGUUGGACGCUCAGAGACUCAUUUAUCGCCAGAAUCCGGUUCACUCCAUCACAAAGGCCAAAGAGUUUGCUAAAAAGACAACAUUGACAACAGUGAGCGUCAAAGGAAAAGUUAUGAAUAUUGGUUCUGUCACACCCGUCAUUUUGAAGAGCACACAGGAGAAGAAAGAGAGGCAGGAUUUCACACUUAAAGACGACACAGAUGAAAUCAGGAUCAGCUUGUGGGGUGAAGACAUAAAUCAGUUCAGAGGAAUAUCUGAUGGAGACUUGGUUGAGGUGACCAACACAAAGACUAAGUGCUACUUUGAGACAGUGUCGCUGAAUUCAACUGAUUUCACCAGGAUUUUCAGGGUCCAAAGUGCUGCUGCCCAGCCUGUGAAAAUCGAGAUUAUUUCAAUCACAAGCGCUAACAAGAAAGAGACUAACCUGGAGGCAGUGUUUGAAGGCGAGCUGCAGGCGUUUGUUGUGUCUUCUAAACACCUGGCAAAGGCGUUUGGUGUCAAACUGGGGUGUGACUUUGAGGAAAACCUCCUUCAAAUAAAACCCCUCUCAGCGAAGGCAGAAAUACAAGGAAGUAAGAUUAAUAAAAUCAGAGCUGGUUAGAAGAAUGUUUUUCUGUCAGAUAAACAUUUUUGAUAAAGGUCCUUUAAAUUUGUCAAUUAAAGAGCAGCGACCAAGAUCUGGAAUGCCUGAGAGAUCUUACUUAUUUGUUGAUCCAAUCCCCUACAAUAAUGUUUUCAGCAUUAAGGAAAAAAAACAUGUUUCAGCAGUAACCCAUAAUCAAUUAUUUCUCUUGGGCAGGCGGGUGAUUUCUCUGAUUUUAAUCCUGUCUGGAGCUCAAAACUGUAAAACUGCAGCUCAAAUUACUUAUUGUUUGUCAGUGAACGUCUGUGAUAGUAAUCCUGUUCUGUGAUCCAGUCCUCAGCUUGUGGGAGGAAUUAGAUUUUCUGUAGACUUAGAAUGGGACCAUGGUUUAAUGUUUCUCUGUAGCUGUAGAUGUUUGAAUUAUUCUGUUUAAUCAGCUUUUAUUGAACAUUUUGAUGAUUAAUUCUCCUCAUAUAUCCAUGGAGGAUUUUCUUUAGAUUCAUCAUAAGGUCAUAAUCAGAAUAUUGUGCAAUUGAUUGUAUUGGUGUUUGUUUUGAAUUGUUUAUCUGUUGACUGUGACUGAAGAGUUUCUACCUGAUUUGAUUUACUUGUGUCUGUUUGUUCAUCUACAAUAAAGACUUCAGUCUAA